CUGUCUCUAAGGCGGGCGGUGGCGAACUAAUAGACCUGUUCGGGUAGUUCCGGGAAGCGCGCGGCGUCAUUCCGCUCUCCCUUGGUUCCACCCGCGACAUUCCCUUCGUCACGCGCUCCCCUCCCCCUUCCGCCCUGCUACCUUGUCACCAGCUGAGGAACCUCAGCGGGACCAUGGCUGGUCAGCAGGACAAGGCUGCCUUAAUUAUCGAAACCAGACGGCGCUUUGAGACUGAAUAUCUGCCAGAUAAAUCAGAUAAAUAUGAUUCCAGAGAUGUGGAAAGAUUGCAGCAAGAUGAUAAUUGGAUUGAAAAUUAUUUAAUUUGGCGUCAUGAUGUUGUGGAUGAUACACUGAAGAUGAUUGAUGAAAGCUUUCAGUGGAGGAAAGAAUACAUGGUCAAUGAUUUGUCUGAAUCUGCCCUUCCAAAAUGGUUAUUUGAAAAUGGUGCUCUUUACCUGCAUGGAUAUGAUAAAGAGGGCUACAAGUUAUUCUGGUUCAGGGUGAAGUUUCAUACAAAAGAUCCUAAACAGCAGUUUGAAAAAAAGAAGUUUGUAGCCUUUUGGUUAGAGCAUUAUGCCAGGAGAGAGCAUGGAAAGCCUUUAACAGUGGUGUUUGACAUGGCUGAAACUGGACUCAGUCACAUAGACUUGGACUUCAUUCGGUUCAUCAUCAACUGUUUUAAAGUUUAUUAUCCUAAUUACCUCUCAAAGAUAGUGAUCUUUGAAAUGCCAUGGAUAAUGAAUGCUGCUUUUAAAAUUGUGAAGGGUUGGCUUGGUCCAGAUGCAAUAAGCAUGUUGAAGUUUACAAACAAGAAUGAAGUGCAGGAAUACAUCAGUGUGGAGUAUCUGCCUGCCUACAUGGGUGGAAUUGAUACUUUCAAGUACAGUUACCCUCCAUUGGUUGAUGAUGAUUUUCAAACUCCAUUAUGUGAAAAUGGACCUAUUACUACUGAACAUGAAACUGAAAGUAAAGAAGAGGUGGAAGCAGACAGCAAGGAGGCUGGAGAAUUCAGUGAAGAGCAAAUUCUCAAUGCGAAAAAGGUAUGUUCUAUAGAACAAAUUUCCAAACCAGAAGAGAAUGACAAAACAGAUUCCAAAACAAAAAAUGCAAAGAAAGCAUUAACCAUUUUUAAAGGACCGUUAUUACAUAUAAGUCCGGCAGAAGAGUUGUUUUUUGGAUCCAAAGAAAUUGGAGAGAGAAAAUGCUUGAUAGUUCUGACAAAUGUGACUAAAAAUGUGGUGGCCUUUAAGGUGAGAACAACUGCUCCUGACAAGUAUAGAGUUAAACCAAGUAAUAGUAGCUGUGAACCUGGUACAUCAAUAGACAUAGUAGUAUCCCUCCAUGGUGGUUUUGCCGCUUCCCUGCAGGACCGUUUCCUGAUAAUGGCAGCAGAAAUGGACCAGGCUUCUGGGGCAGGUGUACCAGAAUUAGCUCAGUUUUGGAAAGAAGUCCCUAGAAACAAAGUGAUGGAACAUAGGUUAAGAUGUCAUGUUGUAGAAAGUAGCAAGCCUUCUACUCUAACAUUAAAAGAGAAUUCAUUUAAUAUUCCUACAAAAAACAAUGAAGAUUUACACUUGCAGCUAACUCAAUUAUUACAGGUUAAUAGAAGACUUCAAGAGCAGAUUGAUCGCUGUGUCUGGUUCCAGCAGCUAAUAGUUGUAUUAGCAUUGUUCUUAAUUGCUAUUGCUCCCUUUUGCUUCUACGUGUUGUACACUCAGAGAUGCUAAACAGCAAUGCUUUGCAUUACCCUUGCUGGCUGUGUUAAUCGGUUUGAAAGGAGAGAGAAUCCAAUGCUGCUCCAUUAAACCCUGAAACUACCAAAAACGAGAGAGGUCUGUGCUGUAAAGUACAACGUUGAGUCAUACUAUUUGCUGUUAAAAGAAGAAACGAAAGACAACAAGAGUUCAGAAAUUUACUGAAACUGUCUUGAAGCUUACAGUACAGACAAAAGAGGAUAUUAAAAGAGCUAGGAGCUAUGUUCACUGGACAAGUUAUUGAAUAUUACCAAACAGAAAAGAUGAGUAAAUGUAACAAUAUACCAUAACUGUAAAACUUUAUAGAAUAUAUUAUUUGUCUCUUUUUGGUUGAAGUACUUUGAAUGUCACCUUUUUAGUUUCAUUCAUUCUCACAUUCUCAUGCAUAAAGGAUAUACUAAAAGGUGCAAGCAGGCUGCUUAAAUUUAUUUAAAAAAAUAACUUUUUUUUUUUUUUUUUUUACAGAAUUGUUAUAUAGUACAGGUUAGAUUUUUCUUACAUGAUGUGUGUAUGUACAUAGUGUAUAUGAAAAUAGGGAGACAUGGCCCUAUAGUACACAGUAGUUAAAUGGUGAAAUUAAGGAACAGCAUUCUUAUCAUGGUUAAGUCUUUAUUUUUGUUUUUUUCUGAAUGUAAAACUAUUGUAUAAAUAUUUCAUGCCAAAUAGUAUACACAGUACAUCAGCUUGUAGCCGUAUUCCCCAGAAAAAAUGCCUGCCAUAAUUCUGAAGAAAUUUGAUAAAAAUACUUCUGUUGAGAUGCUGUCUUAAUUAAUUAUAGAUAUUUUGUUUUAUUAAAUUUUCCUACUUUAAUGUUUACUAAUUUCACAUUGUUGUGGAAGGAACUCUUUAUACGAACUUCAAAGCAACAUGCUGUUAAGUAGGUCAGCAAUAGUCAACUGCAUGAUUCAUAUAAAAGCUAAAAAUCAAUGUAAGAAACAUUUCUGAGAGAUGUGCAAUCAUUCAAUCAUGCAUGAAUAUUUGGAGGAAACAAGCCAGAUCAGGAAAAGAUUGAGUAUAUUAGAUAGACUAUGAAAAAUAUAGUAUCUGCUGCUUCUUUGAAAGCAUUUUAGGAAUGGUAUAUAAAACGAGUGAGAAUUUAUUCUAGCAAAGAUUCUUUGUACUCAUUUCUGUAAAUAUUUAUAUUGAAAUGAUCUAAAAAUUAAAAGCCUAAAAGGAGACAUGGUAUCUUUCAUAGAUUUUUAAGGGUCUUCUGCCCCCCCCCCCCUUUUUUUUUGACUGACCAUUUAUAAUAAAUGCUUGAAACUUAAAACUGAAAUCUGGUUCUUGUUUUCACCACAAAUUGGCUUGUCCGGAUAAGUCUCUUUAUUAGUGCUGGGCCGAUGGCUUUGAUUUUUUUUAAUCAAUUAGAAAAGAUCACUGCAGAGUUCAUGUUACAUUUUGAAUGUACUGUUCCCCCCCACCACCCAAAAAAAAAAAUUUAAGGGUGGGAAGAACAGGACAAACUGGGUGUCAGUGUCUCUUUAAUGAUUAUAGGUGUGGCAUCAUUGACAUAAAGUAAAAGAAAAUUGUUUUAAAAAAAUUUGAUCAGUAUUUUAUUCUACAAAAUUAGGUAGUAAACUAAUAGACUAAUUCUGAUUAAGCAGAAUAUCAAUCCAAUAAGAUUACUAAAAAUUUACUAUAUAAAUUGAAAGCUUUUGCAGAAAUACCUUUGUUCUUGGUGAGCUAUACUGAAUUAACUCAUACUUCACAUUACUUUAUCACAGUGUUCUCUUUAUUUUUUCAUUAUUCUGGAUUUUGUUCAGCUUGCUUUCUGCUGUUCUUGUAUUUUCUAUAAUAUUUAAUACAUUCAAACAUAAGUUACCAUUAGCCAUAUUGUUUAAAUUAUUUUCCUGUACUUCAGAUUCCAAAUAUUUCACUGUUAACAAAGCAUUUAAUGGAACAUCCUCUGGACAAAUAAUCUAGAGUUCUGGCAACAUACAAUAAUUUGUAAAUUAGAGAAAAGUUUUACUAACUCUGUUUAUAAAAUGCUUAUCACUAAUUUUGACUGAAUAUAGUAGCACUUUUUGUAAAAUUGCAAGAAAUAUAUUCUUAGAAUCUUUGCCAAUAUAAAUAUUCUAAUGCUCUGGUGCUUUCAUAUAUUUUCAGUAUUUUUAAUACAAUGUUAGUAUUUACUUUGUAUAAUUGAUCAGAUGAACAUGUUUUCUAUUUUAAUAUGUUUUAGAGGAAUAAAUGCACUUGUGAAAGAUAAGGAAAAAAUGUGGCAUUUACUGUUUAGAGUCUUACAAAAUUGAUUGUAGAGUUAAAAAUCUGUGGGUUUUGCGGUAGGAUUUUGUCCUUUUAGGGUACAGUUCCUAGCACAGUAAGACACCAACCUAGCAAUGGCAUCUAGGUACCAGGUUUACCGUGUGUGUGUGUGUUUGUAAUGUACACACACCACACACACAGUCUUGUUAAACCUAACCAGAAUUUCAGUACCAUAUAGCGCAUGAAGAUAUAAAUGUAAUCCAAAGAGCAUAAUGAACCACAUUAAUUUCACUUUUGGGGCUAGGUUUAUUUGGUACUUCCUCAGUGCAAGGUGCUGGACUUGAGGACCUCUGAAGGUCCUUUUGUGUCCUACAUUUCAACGAUCACGCAACAUACAGUUACUCUUUGAGUAGUGUUCCUAUGAGUGAUCCACUUCAGGCACACAUGUGCCUCUUGAGCCUUGAUUGGAAACUUUCAGCUAGAAGUGUCCAUUUGGCCUGCGCAUGUUCCCUGUGCCUCCUCAUGCCAGACACCGAGGCUAUAUAGGGGUGCAUGGGUGAUCUGCCCUCAGUUCCAUCUCAACUGCCUCGACCUGAGACGGAGACUUAGCGUGUCUGCCUUGAGCAUGCCUCAGCCUUUCUAAUAUUUCCUUAGUGUUAAGAUACUUAGUCUAGUAGUUGGUGGUAGUUUGUGUAGUUAUAGUUAAUUAGUUUUUAUACAUGUUGAGGGGUUAGUUUGUUCUCCUCUUCCUUUUCCCUCUGGGAGACUCGUUUUCAUGGCAGAGCAUGCCUGGCUUGCCAGGCUUCAAACGCUGCCUCUCCUGCCAAGAGGCCAUUCCUGUAAUCAACAGCCGCUCUAAGCAUGUCAGUUGCUUGGAGGAGUCCCACGUCUCCCAGAAGUGAAACUUCUGCUUGGCCCUCAAUUCUAGGGGAAGGAAGAACAGGGAGAUCAAUUAAAUACUGUUCGUGAUGAAAAGCUCCCUGUGACCAGAACCAGGUCAGGCGACCCUCUCCCCUACAAACACCGUACAUCUGGCCCCAGACAGAUCCAGUGCCCCCUCUACCUUGGGGCAUGCUUCCUGUAAGGAAGGGAAAAUUUUGGAGGCUUCUGGGAAGACUCUCAAAAAGAGGAGUGUGGACUCACUCCGGUGAACCAGCUCCAAAAAAGAUCAGGUCCCUAAUCAAGUCUAUGGUCUCUGAGGGUACCAUUGAGACCAAGGACUCCUCUGCUGAUACAAGCUAGGCUGUGAAGCCCCAGAGCUCUGAAGAAAAGAGACAUCCCUUCAAUAGGGCUCCAGUAUGCUUUCUCAGUAAGAAGAACGGUCAUAGAGGACUACUGAGUUGGGCUCAGCCAUUGAUAAAGACCCAGCAUUUUUCUAGGUUUAUCCCUUACCAUAAGGACUAGAAAAGGCUGGAUCUCCUAUGGGCGAAAGUCCUAUUCAUCAGUAACCCUGCAAUUUUUAAUUGCAAAUUAGCAGGCGAUCAUGGCUAAAUACAACCUCACCAAUUAUAACAGGCCUGUGACCUUUACUGAACAAUUGCCACAAGGACAUGGGGAGCAGUUCCAGUCUGUGGUCUCUGAGAACCAAUUAAUAGCCAGAACUGCUCUUCAAGCAUCCUUAGGUGCUGCGGACACUGCGGCCAGAUCCAUCUCCCCAGUGAUAGGCAUGGGGCAUCAUGACUCCAGCUCUCAGAGUUUCUAAAAGAGGUACAACGCUGUGGGGGACCUCCCCUUCGACAGUCAUAAACUCUUUUAGGAACCAUGAAGUGUCCCUGCACAUACUGAAGGACUCGAGAGCUACCUUACACUUCCUGAGUAUAUAUACACCUACAAAUAAGAAGAGUUUUAAUAAGCCACAGACUGCUCAGAGGUCACGUUCUGCUCAGUCUUCUGGAUUCCAUAGAUCCUCUGAACCCUGCAGAAAGAGAGACAGAUUCCAGAGAAAAAGAGCUGCUCAACUACCCUCCUUGGCCACCUAGGCCUUAUCCAAGCAUCAGUUUUGAUAGGUUAGUCAAGAGUUAAUCCUCUCAUACCUCUGGAGUUAUAGUUGCAUCCAUUGACCUAGCUCUCCCUUUGGGGACCAGUCAAGCUUGGGGACAAGGGGGUCAUGGAGGUCAUAACAUCAGGCUAUACCAUCCAUUUUACAUUGCUUCCUCCCUUUCACCUCCAUUCCCUGUCACUGUUCAGGGACCCUUUUCAAAAAUUUAUGUUAAGACAGCAGUUGGACUCUCUCCUCCAGCUAGGAGCAAUAGAAACAGUCCUUUCCCCUCACAUGGGUGCAAGAGGUUUUACUCAAACUGUUUCCUGGUGUCAGAGUCUUCCGUCCUCUGUCCUAUCUUAGAUCUAAGAUGCUUAAACAAGAAUGUGAAGCCUCAAAAGUCUAGGAUGAUGACUAUGGCAACAGUAAGUCCUUUACUGGAGGAAGGAGAUUAGAUUUCGGCUCUCUACCUACAAGAUGCCUAUUUUCAUAUAUCGAUACACACAUCACACAGGAAAUACCCACGCUUCACCAUAGGCCAGGAUCAUUUCCAAUACCGGGUGCUUCCCUUUGGCCUGGCAUCAUCCCCAAGGGUGUUCUCAAAGGUAUUGGCAGUAAUGGCAGCUUACCUUUGGCAGGAAGUGAUCCUGGUCUUUCUGUACCUCAACAACUGGCUGCUCAAAGGUCUCUCCCACAAAAGUACUGUUAUCCAUCCACAUGGCCCUUGCUCUGUUCCAGGAGUUGGGCCUGCAGCUGAAUGUAAAAAAAUCCACAUUGACACCUGUACAAAGGAUGCAGUUUGUAGGAGCAUAUUUGAACUCAUUGACAGCCAGACCCUACCUUUGUUUGGGCACUUUAGGACAUGGCAGCUUGCAUCUGUGUGAUGGAUUACAUAAGGCUGCAUUUUUUUAUGCUUCCAGUGUUGGCUCUGAUCAACCUACUCCCCAGUCAGGGAUAUCCUGGACAGGCUGUAAUGGUUCCCCUGCAAGUAAAAAAAUAAAUAAAUAAAAAAC
This is a messenger RNA of Chelonoidis abingdonii (Abingdon island giant tortoise), 6950 nucleotides long. RefSeq names its product motile sperm domain containing 2 (gene MOSPD2). Gene Ontology annotation, cellular component: endomembrane system; endoplasmic reticulum-endosome membrane contact site. Lineage: Eukaryota; Metazoa; Chordata; Testudines; Testudinidae. The record is from RefSeq and is a predicted model, not a curated record.